Fundulus heteroclitus (mummichog) is the source of this 5002-nucleotide messenger RNA. Its product is annotated as NACHT, LRR and PYD domains-containing protein 12. The coding region runs from base 207 to 3317 and encodes 1036 amino acids. The transcript has 9 exons. Gene Ontology annotation, molecular function: protein binding. The record is from RefSeq and is a predicted model, not a curated record. Lineage: Eukaryota; Metazoa; Chordata; Actinopteri; Cyprinodontiformes; Fundulidae.
UAGUUGCAGCAUUGACAGCAACUUAGGUCAACUUGACUUAACGUAGCGAUUUUGAGUGGCUUUUAUUUUGAAAAGCAGUCUCAAGUGUUACUACCGUAAUGCUUGGUGUUCCAUGACCCAUAAAAACCAAGAGGCGGCUGGUUUGGCGCAGUUCCUGUGACGUGGAGGAGCUGCGCGUCACGCUCCUCCAGGCCGACGCGCUGAAGAUGAGCAGAGGUUCGGAGGCUCCUGCAGACUGGACCUGCUCUGCUUCCUGUUGGUCCUUGAAGAGUGACCGGUCCAUAAGAAACCCGCCAGACUUCAGGGAACCUGGACCAGAACCAGAACCAGAACCUGGACCUUCAGACACGGAAACCGACCAGAGGAGAGAUGACGCUGUGGAGGAGCAGCGGUUCUGCUGUGCUUUGUGUGAGAACGUCCCGAAGGAUGGGGUCUCCACCCGCUGUGGACGGAGCUGGGACCAGUCUGCUCCAUGUGGACCCUCCUCCUGCCCACGGUGUGGAGGAACGUCCAGAACAAUACUUGGUGUUGGUCUGCAAGAUGUUCUAGAGGAACAUAAGAUCAGUCUGAGGAGGAGAUGUGAACAUGUGACUGAAGGAAGUGAUGAACCAGGAAGUAGAACCCUCCUCAACAGGAUCUACACUGAUCUCUACAUCACAGAGGGGCAGAGUGAAGAGGUUAAUACCCAACAUGAGGUGAAGCAGCUGGAGAGAGCUUCCAGGAUCCAGAACCUCCAUGACUGUCCAAUCAGGUGCAACGACAUCUUUAAAGCCUUACCUGACCAACAUGGAGCCAUCAGAGUGGUUCUGACCAACGGCGUCGCUGGUGUUGGAAAAACCUUCUCAGUGCAGAAGUUCACUCUGGACUGGGCCGAGGGCUUGGAGAACCAAGAUGUCCAUGUGGUGGUUCUGCUGUCGUUCAGGGAGCUGAACCUGAUCAGAGGUGAGCAGCACAGUCUUCUCACGCUGCUCCAUGUUUUCCAUCCAACCCUCCAGAAGCUCCCAGCAGAGCAGCUGGGUCGCCAGAAACUUCUCUUCAUCUUUGACGGCCUGGAUGAAAGUAGACUUUCUCUGGACUUCAACCACAGUCGGCUUGUUUCUGACGUCACACAGAAGUCAUCAGUCGACGUUCUGCUGACAAACCUCAUCAAGGGGAACCUGCUUCCCUCGGCUCUGGUCUGGAUCACCUCCAGACCUGCAGCGGCCAAUCAGAUCCCUCCUUCAUGUGUUGACAGGGUAACAGAGGUACGAGGCUUCACCGACGCCCAGAAGGAGGAGUACUUCAGGAGGAGGUUCAGUGAUGAAGAGCUGUCCAGCAGAAUCAUCUCCCACAUCAAGACCUCCAGGAGCCUCCACAUCAUGUGUGGAAUCCCAGUCUUCUGCUGGAUCACUGCUACGGUUCUGGAGAACAUGUUGACCACAGAGCAGGCAGGAGAGCUGCCCACGACCAUGACUGACAUGUACUCUCACUUCCUGCUGGUCCAGACCAGGAGGAAGAAGAACAAGUACCAUGGAGGACAUGGGAGGAGUCCACAGGAGCUGAUGGAGGCUGACAGGGAAGUUCUCCUGAAGCUGGGGAGGCUGGCGUUUGAACAUCUGGAGAAAGGAAACAUCAUGUUCUACCAAGAAGACCUGCAGCAGUGUGGUCUGGAUGUCACAGAGGCCUCGGUGUACUCAGGAGUUUGUACAGAGAUCUUCAAGAGAGAGAGCCUGAUCUUCCAGAAAGCAAUCUACUGCUUUGUUCAUCUGAGCAUUCAGGAGUUUCUGGCUGCAGUCUACAUGUUCCACUGCUUCACCAGCAGCAACACAGAGGUGAUGGAGAGAUUCCUCCCUGUUGAGGAGGAAGAUGAGUACAGUGAUGAAGAUGACAGUGGCUCUGAUCUCUGGGAGAGCCAUUUCGCCUCACUACCUGAAUUUUUGCACAAAGUCAUGAAGAUGUCCUGGAGUAGUAGAACCGGCCACCUGGACCUGUUUGUCCGCUUCCUUCAUGGCCUCUCUGUGGAGUCCAACCAGAGACUCUUAGGAGGCCUGCUGGGUCAGACGGAGAACAGUCCAGGAACCAUCCAGAGAGUCAUCAACAACCUGAAGGUGAUGGAGGCUAAGUUCAUCUCUCCUGACAGAAGCAUCAACAUCUUCCACUGUCUGAUGGAGAUGAAGGACCUCUCAGUUUAUCAGGAGAUCCAGCAGUUCCUGAAAUCAGAGAACAGAUCAGAGAAGGAGCUCUCAGAGAUCCAGUGCUCAGCUCUGGCUUACAUGCUGCAGAUGUCAGAGGAGGUUCUGGAUGAGUUGGACCUGGAGAAGUUCAACACAUCAUGGAUGGGUCGACUCAGGUUGAUCCCGGCCGUGAGGAACUGCAGGAAGGCUCGACUUGCUGAAUGCUGGCUCUCAGAGAUCCACUAUGAGGUGGUGGUUGCAGCGCUGAGCUGCCACUCUUCCCACCUGACAGGUCUGGAUCUGACAGGCAGCAAGCUGCAGGACUCUGGGCUGCAGACUCUCAGCAAGGGGCUGGAGAGUCCAUGCUGCAGACUGGAAACGCUCUGCCUGGUGAACUGCGGACUCUCAGAGGUCGGCUGUGAAGCUUUGGGCUCAGCUUUGAAGGUGAAUGCCUCUCUGACGGAGCUGGACCUGAGCCGGAACCACCUGCAGGACUCUGGAGUGGCCCGGCUGUCUGCUGAGCUGCAGAGUUCCUUGUCUAAACUGCAGACUCUCAGACUGAGGAACUGCAGCUUGUUAGAGAUCAGCGGUGAGUCUGUGGGUCCGGCUCUGCUGUCCUCCCAUCUGAAGCAUCUGGACCUGAGUCAGAACACUCUGGAGGACUCGGGGGUGCAGCGGCUCUGCGUCUCCCUGGAGGAUCCUCGCUGCAGGCUGGAGAGGCUGAGCCUGUACAAGUGUGAGCUGACGGAGGGCUGCUGUUCACCGCUAUCCUCAGCUCUGAAGACCAGAACCUCCAGCCUCAGGCAUCUGGACCUGAGCUACAACCCUCUGAAGGACUCAGGAGUCCAGCUGCUGGUCCCUGGACUGCAGAGUCAGACCUGCAGGCUGGAAACUCUGAGGUUGAGCUGUUGUCUCCUCACGGACCCCAGCUGUGCUGCUCUGGCAUCGGCUCUGAUGUCCUCGUCUUCCAGGCUGCUGGAUCUGGACCUGAGUCACAACAACCUGAAGGAUGCUGGAGUCAAGCUGCUGGCUGCAGGUUUAGCAGGUCCAAACUCUGCUCUGCGGUUCCUCAGGCUGCAGGACUGUCAGACCACAGAGGACGGCCGUGCCGCCUUCCCUCCGUCUGGACCUCCAUGUCGUCCCCUCCAAGUCCUCUGGGCCUGAGUCCCCCGAGCUGCAGGGACCAGAACCGUCACAGAGGACACGGGUCUUUUCCAGGACUUAGAUGUGUGGAUUUUUCUGUUUUCUGGUUGAAUCUUUGCCGUUUUUCUGUGAUGUUCUUCUCUAGCUGUGGUUCCCUGAUCACUGGAGUCUUUUAGACAUGAAACUUCAUGAAGUGGUCCUCAUGCUGUACGUCUGUCUCCUGGGCUAACCUCUACGCACCACCUACCAACCAUCCAUGAAGGAGGUCCACCUCUGAGGAACGGGACGCUCAGUCUGCCUUACACCAGGGACCACCGUUACUAAUUCAUUAUGUUCAUUACAAUGAUCUGUUACCUUUUAAAUACUUUUACCGCCUUAUUAGCAGAACCCAAAUGUGUAAUUAGGAAAAAGACGUCAGGCGCUGGAAAGGCUUUCAUCUGUUACAUAAAGCUGAUAAAGAAACAUGAGAACAUUUUUGUUCAAAAUAGAGACAGAUUACAGUAAAAUGCAUGAACCUCAUGUCCUUCCAGCCAGAAAUGUGUCUGUUUCAGUGAAGAUGGCGAGUGAGCCACAGGAGCUCCUGGGAGGGUUAUGAGCUUUAGUUUUCACGGGACUGUUGAUUUGCUGCCUGGUUUUCACCUGUUGUUCCUUUUACUACCUGUCCAUUGGUGUAGAGGGGGCGGAGCUAGACGGUUCUGGACCAUGAGUUCUGUUCAGUGACACCGCGCUGUUGUCCAGGUCAUGAAGUGGCCUUCAAACAGCUCUUUGCUCAGAGACUGAAAGCAGGACCUGCUGAAACAUCUGAGCAGGAUGUUCCUGUCAGUAAUCUGCUCCUGAUCGAGGAUCGUUGAGGUCUAAACUGAGACCUAACUGGCCUCUAGAGGUAGUAAAUGAACAAAGGUUGGGGAUUUCUUCACUUUAUUCCUUUUUUAAUGUUUUUAAUGUUUUUUACUUGGAAGCCAUUCACGGCCCAGAUUACAAUCACCAGCGGGCCAGAAGUGGCCCACGGGCCACCAGUUGACUAGCCCUGGUUUGGUCGUCUGCCAGAUUAUUGACCUCAGAGCCUUCACGGAUCACAGAACCGGGUCACGGAUCACAGAACCGGACCCGGACUUUGACCACAGCAAGUUUAUUACAAAGCUGCAGUUCUUAAACAUCUUAAAUAGAACAAAGUGUUUUGGGUCCAAACAGGACUCUGAAAUUCUGGAGCGAGGCUUUGUUCUCACUGGGUCAGAACCCGGAACCAUGCCAGGCUGCUGCAGCGUUUUGGACCCGCCGACCAGAAUUCUGCUACUGGCGGUCUUUGUAGCGGGUCCGGUAGAACCUGUUUAUCAGAGACCUGCUGGUUCUGUUUAUCAGAACCCAACAGGGCGAGGCAGCAUCUAGAUGGUCAGAAUCUGUUCAAUCAGAACUGACAACAUUGGUGUUUACAGCAGCUUAAAGGUGCAAAGGGAGUUUAUGUUUUUAUGAUUUCUGUUUAUUUUCAUGUUUUAAAUGUAUGUUUUUCUAUGAAUCUCAGAGUUUAUGUUGUUGUUCCUGUUUUUAUGGUAGAUUUUGUCUUCCUGAACAAACGUUACAGAUUAUCCUAAACUAGACAGGGUGAGGAGGAAAUGCCAUUUGUUUAUGUUUGAUGCCUUAUUUCAGCUCAAGAGGAAGACAGGAGUGGUUCUGGGACUCUUUAAAUAAAACCGUCAACUUCCAAAAAA